Pyricularia oryzae 70-15 is the source of this 267-nucleotide messenger RNA. RefSeq lists its product as uncharacterized. The transcript is spliced from 2 exons. The record is from RefSeq and is a predicted model, not a curated record. Bases 1 to 267 code for a protein of 88 amino acids. Lineage: Eukaryota; Fungi; Ascomycota; Sordariomycetes; Magnaporthales; Pyriculariaceae.
AUGCUCUGGCAUUUUACCGGCGACGACCACAGCGGUCUCGCAUUUAGGAUCGACUUUAACAAAGAAUUGGUAACCACGUCUCCUGUUAAGACCAAUUUCCCCGUCUCCGAAUUGAAGUCUCUCUACCGGAGGUUGACAGCGUUUGGUGAGAUUGACAAAUUCGAAGUCUCCAAUCUUACCGAUCAUUUCAACCACACAAGUUUGAGCCAUUACCGGAACGGCGAGGCCGGUGACAGUGGCGAUGGCAAAAAGAUGAGAAAGGCUUAA